AUGGCAUUGGCGAGUGUGGGCAAGGCAGCUAGCAGGGACGUGGUGACCGAAGACGAAAAGGGUGAUGAGCCAAAACGAGAAGGGCCGCCUGAGAAUGCGCGGCAAGCAGAGGCGACUCGCCCGAUUAGCUCGACGUUUAAGUCCGAGCCGGUGACCAAGAGCAAGGUUAAGGCUAGAUCUGGCAGAGUCCUGAGCUUUGUAGUCGAGGAUUCGCUGCCGCAAGAUCCGGCACUGAGCCUCCCGGACCAUGUCAGGCAGCGAUGGUCCGUGCGGCUGGCAGAAGCUGCCAGUUGUGCUGCAGCCAUGGGAAAGCCUUGGAAGGCGCACCAUCCGCCUUUGCCUUGGUACGCAGUUGAGCUAAUGCGGGUUUGCACGGGCACCACGCACCUGAGCUCGCAGCUGAUGGCGCUGCAGGCACAAAGGAGCAAGCGAUCGUGGAUGUGGAAGGACGGGCCGUUGGCAAGGAUGCUGGCAAGUUGUGGUGACAUGCUAACAGAGGCCGGCUCUGUGAUCGAGUCUGUGUCUGCAGCGAGGUGCUCACAGUCCUCGUCAUUUCACGCCACACUGCGAGCAAUGCGGGAGCGAUGCUUGCCAGCCUACCUGUCUGAACCAACAGUGCCACCGUGCCUCUCCUGUACAGCAGAAGAGGCCAUGUCUAUGACCCAGACGGCUCUCACACGCCUUCGGGGGGCCGGAGCAGCACUGGGUCUCGCUCUCAGGCUUGAGGAGCCGGAUUUCAGCGGUGUUGUAGGUGAGGGCAUUCACCAAGAUUUUUUUAUCCUGGUGCCCGUCGUGGAGAUGACGCUGUCGAAUUUGGGGUGGCUGACCAAGCUUGUUUUCUUGCAGCUCGAGCGGGACCUCUCUCAUGUGCCUGCUGAAACAGCCGGCGCCGGUGGUGGCCCUUUCGCAGAUCCAUCGAUGAAGUCGACUGUGGGAAGUCCGUCCAUCAACUCGGCAUGGGCGGAGCAGGAGUCCCAAAUUCUUGACGAGGCCGAGGCCGUGCAGGAGGAGGAUCCAAGGACAUCGCCGUCGCAGCCUGCACAAGAGGAACUCGAGGGUGCUUCGAGUGCGAAGGCAAACAGCAGGAAGCCAUUGAAGAAGAAAAGUUCCAUUGCGCCGAAAGUUGCAAAGAAAAAGUCUGCUGCUUGA
This is a messenger RNA of Symbiodinium necroappetens, 1149 nucleotides long. The record is from the annotation of a GenBank genome assembly. Lineage: Eukaryota; Dinophyceae; Suessiales; Symbiodiniaceae.